Molecule: messenger RNA, 1869 nt
Organism: Panicum hallii
Lineage: Eukaryota; Viridiplantae; Streptophyta; Magnoliopsida; Poales; Poaceae
Product: UBP1-associated protein 2A-like
Exons: 2
Coding region: 97-1437 (446 amino acids)
Molecular function (GO): RNA binding
Source: RefSeq, a predicted model, not a curated record
GUCCGUCUCGGCGUCUCGCAUCCUCCAUCCCCAACCCGUCGAAACCCUAGCCCGCAAUCCCCGCAAAAGUCUCGCUCUCGCCGCCUCCCCGGCGCCAUGGGCAAGAAGCGGAAGCUGGAGACCAAAUCCGCGGCAGCCGCUAAGUCUACCCCGGCCGCUGCAGCCAGGUCCGCCACCGCUAUGGCCGCCGGCCUAUCCGAGGUCACCGCUCCCGUCGUGGCGCCGAGGGAGGAGAAGCUGUCCGAGGAGGCAGGCGUCAAGGAGGAAGUCGAGGAGGAGGUGGAGGUCGAGGAGGAAGUGGAGGUCGAGGAGGAGGAGGAGGAGGUGGAGGAGGGCGAGAGCGACCCGGCCUCGAUCCAGUCGCUGCUGGAUUCCUUCCCCAAGGACCAGCUCGUCGAGCUGCUCCGCGACGCGGCCGUCGCGCACAGCGACGUGCUAAGCGCCGUCCGGCGCGUGGCCGACGCCGACCCGGCUCAGCGGAAGAUCUUCGUCCACGGGCUCGGCUGGGACGCCACCGCCGACACCCUCACCGAGGCGUUCGGCCCCUACGGCGAGAUCGAGGACCUCAGGGUCGUCACCGACCGCAACACCGGCAAGUGCAAGGGGUACGGCUUCAUCCUUUUCCGCCACCGCUCGGGCGCCCGCGCCGCACUCCGUGAGCCCCAGAAGAAGAUUGGGAACCGCAACACUGCCUGCCAGCUCGCCUCUGUCGGCCCUGUCCCUGCUGGUGGUGCGGCCAACAACUCUGCGCCAGCCCCAGCUCAAUUGCAGCUGCCACCGGUUUCAGAGUACACGCAGCGCAAGAUAUUUGUCAGCAAUGUUGGUGCAGAUAUCGAUCCCCAGAAACUGCUUCAGUUCUUUGCAAGGUAUGGUGAGAUUGAGGAGGGUCCGCUUGGGCUUGACAAGGUCACUGGGAAACCCAAGGGAUUUGCUCUUUUUGUCUACAAAACCAUUGAGAGUGCCAAGAAGGCUCUUGAGGAGCCGCAUAAGCAUUUUGAAGGAGUUGUGCUCCACUGCCAGAAGGCGAUUGAUGGACCAAAGCCCAACAAAUUGGCAGGACCUGGAGGCUUCUACGGUGCUGGGGCUUCAAGUGGCAGCAAGGGGGUUCCUGGUUAUGGAUCUACUAGUCAUACUCUGCCCGGAAGUGUUGGUAUUGGCCAGCCAAUGUCACCUUUGGCUCCCAGCUUGGCUUCACUGCCUGGAGGUAUUGCUGCCGCCCCAGGGGUGGAUCCUGCUCUAGGACAGGCCUUGACAGCUUUGCUUGCCACCCAGGGUGCUGGACUGAAUUUGAAUAGCAUCCUGGGAGUUGGUGCCAAUGGCUCAGGGGUGCCUCCUCAGGGGGCAUCUGGAGCACUGAGUGGUAGCAGUUUGCCGGGGAUGCAAGGUGGUUAUAUGGGUGGCUAUGGUGGUUCUGGUGGGUACGGGGGUGCACCGUGAGGAGGUCCUGGAAGAAAUUACAUGGGUCAUUAGGAUGGUUAUAACUAUUUUACUGUGGCCAGAUGAUUCUACAUGUUCCUGCUUGGCACUUAUAAACUUGCUUUUUUAAGCUGUUUCUGGCUACUUAUGCUGUGGUCAAAGUUUUCAUAAGGACUUUGAUUUCCUCCACCUACCGUUUCGAAAUGAAACAGUAUUUCGUACAACUAUUUAGAUUUUCAAAAGGUCAUCUUGUGGCUCGCAAGACUGUUGUAAAAGACUUAAUUCAUGUGGAUUUAAAGCACUGCGGUAUUUAACUACAAUACUGUUUUCGUGUUUUCUGUCUACUUUUUUUCAAAAGGCCAUCUUGUGGCUUGCGAGACAAUUGUAAAAGACUUAAUGUUGAUUUAAAGCACUGUGGUAUUUAAAGAUAGUAAUGUUUUCGUGUUCUUUUUA